Molecule: messenger RNA, 597 nt
Organism: Adineta steineri
Lineage: Eukaryota; Metazoa; Rotifera; Eurotatoria; Adinetida; Adinetidae
Source: the annotation of a GenBank genome assembly
AUGGCUUAUCAAACCAGUCCUCUGUACGAACAAACUAAAAAUGAAAUCAUCCAGCUGUUUAUAUCACCCAAUCUAUAUUCAGUAGAUGGCGGCCUUACUCUAACUGAAUUGUGUCGUGAAUAUUCCAAACGCUACGAAGAUCGUAAUAUUCCUCACCAAGAAUUAGGAUUUGAAACAUUAACACGUCUGUUGAAAACUAUGGGAGAUGUUAUAAAACUGAACUACGAAGAGUGGCCAGCAAAAUGUUAUUUAAUUUCAAAAGCGAAUGAAGAAGAAAAGAAUGAGAGCAGUCAGAAAAAACUUUAUGAAGAAACGAAAAAUAAACUGGUUCAGUUACUGACGUCUUCGCCUCUCCUUUCUACUGACGGUGGUCUUACUCUAACAGAAUUAUGCCAAGAAUACAAACGUUGUUAUGGAAAUGCUCAUAUUCCUCAUGAAGAAUUUGGUUUUGAAAAACUUACACGAUUUCUAAGAUCUAUGAAAGAUUUGAUACGAAUGAAGAAUGAUGAAACGCCGAUGCGAUUGUAUUUAGCUCCGAAAGUUGAGCAAGACGAGAAUCGACUAAGAAAAGUGAGUAUGACUACAAAAAUAUUGUAA